Messenger RNA from Neopelma chrysocephalum (saffron-crested tyrant-manakin), 3156 nucleotides. It is a transcript of the gene KHDC4, whose product is annotated as KH domain containing 4, pre-mRNA splicing factor. NCBI's taxonomy places the organism in Eukaryota, Metazoa, Chordata, Aves, Passeriformes, Pipridae. The record is from RefSeq and is a predicted model, not a curated record. Gene Ontology annotation, cellular component: nucleus. Bases 3 to 1871 code for a protein of 622 amino acids. The transcript has 15 exons. Gene Ontology annotation, molecular function: RNA binding.
CCAUGUCGGCCAUGUCUGCGGGCGGCGGAGCGCAGCGGGACGCGGGGGCCGCGGGCGGGCGCCGCAGCAAGUGGGACCAACCCGGCCCGGCGCCCACCUUCCUGCUGCCCGGCACGGCGCCGCUGCCCGGGCGGCCGUUCGCCGGCGGGGGCGGCGAUGGCGGCGCCGCCGUGGCCGGUUCCGAGGGCUCCGCGGCGCCCUCGGGAGCGCUGGAUGCGGCCGCGGCCGUGGCGGCGAAGAUCAACGCCAUGCUGAUGGCCAAGGGGAAGCUGAAGCCGGCGCCCAGCACGGCCGACAAGCUGCAGGCUCUGGGAAAAGGUCCAGCCGCCAGCAAGAGCAAAGAUGACCUGGUGGUGGCCGAGGUGGAGAUCAACGACGUGCCCCUCACGUGCAGGAACCUGCUGACCAGGGGCCAGACCCAGGACGAGAUCAGUCGCCUGAGCGGAGCCGCCGUGUCCACCCGGGGCAGGUUCAUGACUGCAGAGGAGAAAGCAAAAGUGGGACCUGGGGACCGUCCCUUGUACCUCCACGUGCAGGGGCAGACGCGGGAGCUGGUGGACAGAGCUGUGAACAGAAUCAAGGAGAUCAUCACCAACGGGGUGGUGAAGGCGGCCACGGGCUCCAGCCCCACGUUCAACGGGGCCACGGUGACCGUGUACCACCAGCCAGCCCCCAUCACCCCCCUGAGCCCGGCCGUGGGGCAGAAACCACCCUUCCAGUCCGGGAUGCAUUACGUGCAGGACAAGCUGUUUGUGGGGCUGGAACACGCCGUGCCCACCUUCAACGUGAAGGAGAAGGUGGAGGGGCCGGGCUGCUCCUACCUGCAGCACAUCCAGAUCGAGACGGGGGCCAAGGUCUUCCUGCGAGGGAAGGGCUCGGGCUGCAUCGAGCCAGCCUCGGGCAGGGAGGCUUUUGAGCCCAUGUACAUCUACAUCAGCCACCCAAAGCCAGAAGGUUUGGCAGCUGCUAAAAAACUGUGUGAGAACCUCUUGCAAACGGUUCACGCCGAGUACUCCCGCUUUGUGAACCAGAUAACCACUGCAGUCCCCUUGGCAGGCUUCACCCAACCCGCCACCAUCAACAGCGUCCCCUCCCAGCCGUCCUACUACCCCUCCAACGGGUACCAGUCUGGCUACCCUGUCGUGCCCCCUCCUCAGCAGCCCGUCCAGCCUCCCUACGGGGUGCCAGGCCUGGUGCCCCCCGCCGUGCCCCUGGCCCCGGGGGUGCUGCCCGCGCUGCCCGCGGCCGUGCCGCCCGUGCCCACCCAGUACCCCAUCCCUCAGGUCCAGCCUCCCGCCAGCACCGGCCAGAGCCCGCUGAGUGCUCCUUUCCUCCCUGCUGCCCCAGUAAAAACCAGCCUGCCAACUGGUGCCCAGCCACAAGUGCAAACCCACCCCCAGGGGCAAAAGAGACGCUUCACCGAGGAGCUGCCCGACGAGAGGGAGUCGGGACUGCUGGGAUACCAGCAUGGACCCAUUCAUAUGACUAAUUUAGGUACAGGCUUCUCCAGUGCGAGCGAACUCGAGGGCGCCGGGGCCAAGGCAGCAAGUUCCUCAGGAAAGGAGAGAGAGAGGGACAGGCAGUUGAUGCCUCCGCCGGCGUUUCCCGUCCCCGGGAUGAAAUCGGAGCCCGAGGAGAGGAAAGGUGCGGGGUCUGUGCCCGGCAGCCACGAUCCUCAAGCCAAGAAGCUGAAGGGCGGCGAGAAGGGCUUUGGGCUGGUGGCCUACGCCGGGGACUCGUCGGACGAGGAGGAGGAACACGGCGCCCACAAAAACGCAAGUACCUUUUCCCAGGGCUGGAGCCUGGGGUACCAAUACCCCUCCUCCCAACAGAGAGCCAAACAACAGAUGCCCUUCUGGAUGGCUCCCUAAAACACAACAAUUUGGGGUUUUUUUGUUUUUUUUUUUUUUUUUGCCUCCAUCUGGUUUUUUUUCCCCCUCCUAGCAAUAAUUGCAUGGAUAUUCCAGAACGAACUGGGCAAAAAAAAAAAGAGACACGUGGUUUUUACGUUUGCAGAAGCCAAUUUUUCUUCUUCUUCUUCCCCUCCCACCUCGGAAGGGCUCCGUUGUUUUUAAAAAAACCCUUAUUUUGGCAGUUUAAAAGAGGAGAUUUGGAGUAGUGCCCUCCCUUAUUGACACAAGGGAGAAGUAAAGAGGAUCCAGGGAAGCCUGUUGGUCCCGAUUUUUCCAAGAUUUUUCCAAGAGAACUCAAAGGGAAGAGUCAGUGAAGCCACUGCCUUCACUCCACCCCUGGUGUUGGCAUUUUACUCCUGCUGCCCCAGCUGCAAUGUUGGACUUUUCACCAGAGGGAAGGAACAUCCAGGAGUUGUGGAAAAAAACUUCACAUUUCUGAAAAAACUCUUUGAUUUUUACUUCCGACGUCUCCCGGAACUCGGCACUGUUGGGUUUUUUUUCCUUGGAAAAGUGGUUUUCCUGAGCCCACAGCUCUCACUCUGGGGGAAUGCUCAGGUUUUUGGAUGGGUUCAUGUCACCCCAGCUGGACUUGGCACUGCAGCUCUGGGACUGAAUCUCCUCCAGUCACCCUGGAACUGCCCCCAGCCAGCAGCUGGACAGAAUUCCAGCAGAAUUCCAGAAGGUUCCAACGAGGGGUUUCCCAAAGGCAGGGGGGGCAGCACUUGGGUCCAGCAGCUCCUGGGACCUGGGAAUGAGCUGUUGGAUUGUGAUGGACACAAACUGCCCCGGGGGCUUUUCCCUGCAGGGUGGGGGGUGCAGCCAGAGCUCCCAGUGACGCUCCCAGUGACUCUCCCAGUGACACUGGGACUGCUCCAGAGCUUGGGUUGAUGCUCCCAGUGACACUGGGACUGCUCCAGAAUUCUGGGUGAUGCUCCCAGUGACACUGGGACUGCUCCAGAACUGCAGGUGACACUCCCAGUGACACUGGGAGUGCUCCAGAGCUCGGGUGACACUGGGACUGCUCCAGAGCUCCCAGUGACACUCCCAGUGACACUCCCAGUGACACUCCCAGUGACACUGGGACUGCUCCAGGGGUGCUGGGCAGCCUUUGGAACAGGAGCUGGGGUUUUGAAGGAUCUGCUGCCCCCGGGCCGGGCUCACCCGUGCAAACCUCGGCUUUCCUUUUGUGCUGUAAAUAAUUAGAACCGAACUUUCAUUAUAAAUAAAUGUAUAAAUAUUCGGC